This is a messenger RNA of Sardina pilchardus (European sardine), 732 nucleotides long. RefSeq names its product LHFPL tetraspan subfamily member 4 protein-like. The record is from RefSeq and is a predicted model, not a curated record. The transcript has 4 exons. Bases 1 to 711 code for a protein of 236 amino acids. Gene Ontology annotation, cellular component: postsynaptic membrane; inhibitory synapse; plasma membrane. Gene Ontology annotation, molecular function: GABA receptor binding. Gene Ontology annotation, biological process: gamma-aminobutyric acid receptor clustering; sensory perception of sound. NCBI's taxonomy places the organism in Eukaryota, Metazoa, Chordata, Actinopteri, Clupeiformes, Clupeidae.
AUGCUGCCUUCGCAAGAAGCAUCUAAGCUAUACCAUGAGAAUUAUAUGAGGAAUUCCAGAACAAUCGGGUUGUUAUGGGCGAUAUUUACGAUAUGCCUCGCUAUCAUCAACGUGGUGGUCUUCACUCAACCCUACUGGAUUGGCGACAGCUUGAGCACGCCACAAGCAGGCCACUUCGGCUUAUAUCAUUACUGUAUUGGGGCUGGCCCCCCGAGCAAGGAGAUGACCUGUCAGGGUACUAUCUCGGACUUCAGCGCCAUCCCCUCCGGCGCCUUCAAAGCGGCGUCCUUCUUCGUGCUGCUGUCCAUGGUUCUCAUCCUCAGCUGCAUCGCCUGCAUGGCGCUCUUCUUCUUCUGCAAUAUCGCCACUGUCUACAAGACGUGUGCUUGGAUGCAGCUUCUCUGUGCCGUGUGCUUGGUGUUUGGCUGCAUCAUCUUCCCUGACGGCUGGGACGCCGAGGUGGUGAGAGACUUGUGCGGGGAGGAGACAGGGAAGUACACCCUGGGAAGGUGCUCCGUGCGCUGGGCAUACAUCCUGGCUAUCAUCGGCAUUCUGGAUGCUCUCAUCCUCUCUUUCCUGGCCUUUGUGUUGGGAAACCGACAGAGUGACUUCUUCUUUGAAGAAGUCAGAACUGAAAACAAAGACAUGGCUGUGUCUAGGAUUGAGGUGCAGGACAGAAGAAACCCUCGGUUCACUGGGCCGAGAUACUGAAGGUUUCCCCCGAGGCAACAC